CACAUAGUAUUUAAAGUAUAAGAGUUGCAAAUCGUCUUCAUCUUCGUCUUCAUUUUUCUGGAACCUUACUCUUCAUUAGUAAACAACUACAAAAGGAACAACUAUCUGCUUUCUAUUGGGUCUGCCUGGACUAGCAAAUAACAUGGCAGUCAAGCGGACGACAGCAAAUUCGACAGUAAAUUUCUCCGGGCCGGCCUCGGACAUCAUGGGUGCAUUGCAAAACGUCGUAUUACUUCCAGGUUUACAAGUGACCAUCCCAGAUCUUGAAACCCCGUACUCCAGGUUCCCCAAUACCGAUCAGUCUAUCAUUCAUCACGGCCAGCCUAAGCUCAUUAGCGCCAUCAUCAAUCAGCGCCAGCAGCAGUUGGACGAAGUCUUGCACGAGAUCUCAGGCCUGGAAACCGUUCUUCAGCAACUCGUCGAAAAGAAGGACAGGAUCACCCAGUCCAUGAAUUUACACGAGGGUCUCGGAUCGGCUCUCUGGCGCUUGCCAACAGAAGUCCUAUCCCACAUUUUCAUUUACUGUCUCCCGCAAUACGAGCAUUUGGAGCCCGAACCAGACAUAGCCCCCAUGCUACUGAUCAGAGUAUGCCGACGAUGGAGGGAGGUUGCUGUGGGUCUGCCCAGUUUAUGGUGCAGACUGUAUAUGGAACUCGACGCCAGUGACUCGCUGCGGGCAGCUUUCUGCUAUGACUCAUGGCUCAAGCGAUCCCGAGGAUGUCCACUGUCAUUAGCACUCGACUGCUACGCAACUCACUCGACCGAGCUACGAAGCCUUAUUCAGCCUUAUGUUCAUCAAAUCUUGUCUCUCUCUAUCCAUUACCCCGACAAACCGGGUCUUCUGUUAGAAGACCUGCCAGCACUUCAGGAGUUGAACAUAAUGGGGGACGAUAAUUGGCGUCCACCUGUUGCGCCAUUCAUCUCGCGACUCCCGUCCACUCUGCGCAGUCUGCGUAUUAAGGAGGCAAGGUUCAACGUCGAGGACAUAUCUUCUUUUAAUCCCAUAUGGGCCAGCCUCACAAAGGUUAACAUCAACAUAGUUCAUUCGAAUGUAUUCCUCCACUUGCUCCAGCUAUGCCCCAACCUCUCCUCGUUAACGGUUCGCGCAGAUUAUGACGGAAUACCAACCUUGGAGCCAUUCACGCACACGGCAAUUCAAUCCAUCGACAUCUCUUUUUUCCUUCGUGGCACUUUAUCUGGGCUGUUCGAUGCUCUAUCACUCCCCAAUUUACGAGUGCUUGUAGCUAGCCGUGCGCGAACAUGGCCUCAUGAGAAGUUCAAGGCAUUUUUGGUACGGUCAAAGUGUUCCCUGGAGAGCCUGACUGUCAGAGCCGGUGCUAGAGAGGAUGACGCAUGAGCAGCGUGCAGAAUGCGUUGUCCUUUGUCCCUCCCUCAAAAUAAACGUAUUUUAAUCGCCAAUCCUUUGCAUAAGCCUCACUUGUUACACACCCCGGGACAUGAUAAUAGUAGACUGGCAGUAGAUCACAGGGCAUGUAAAUACGGUACUACCUUAUGAUGAUAGUCAAUUCCGAGUCGAUCAUGUAUCAUUAUACAUUUUUGGAUGUGCUUCA
Messenger RNA from Suillus paluster, 1571 nucleotides. RefSeq lists its product as uncharacterized. NCBI's taxonomy places the organism in Eukaryota, Fungi, Basidiomycota, Agaricomycetes, Boletales, Suillaceae. Gene Ontology annotation, molecular function: protein binding. The transcript is spliced from 3 exons. The record is from RefSeq and is a predicted model, not a curated record. The coding region runs from base 143 to 1357 and encodes 404 amino acids.